CAAUCUUGUCCUUCUCAAGCAACUUCCCCUGUUACCUCUCAUUAGUCAUGUCCUCUCCACUGAUUAAAAACGUCCUUGUCAUCGGAGCGAGCGGCAAUGUAGGCAAAUCAACGAUCAAAGCCUUACAGGCAGAAGGCUUCAAGGUGACUGGACUCACGCGGGAGUCAUCUGAGGCCACCAUGCCCGCGGGCGUGCGACAUGUCAAAACCGACUACUCUGCAGCGUCUCUGCAAGAGAUCUUUCAGGGCCAAGAUGCAGUCAUCAGCACCAUCUCCAGCAUCACUCCUGGGGAUGUAUUUCCCCUACAGAAAUCCUUCAUCGACGUCGCCAUUGCAGUCAGAGUCAAGGUCUUCAUCCCAUCUGAAUAUGGCAUCGACACUUCAGACGGCUCUGCACCAGACUUCAUCCCGUUCCUGGUGGACAAGCGUCAGACAGUCGAGUACCUGAAGACGCAUGAAGACAAAAUCUCCUGGACUGCCGUGAUCACCGGAGGCAUGUUCGACUGGGGCUUGAAUAUCCCUGGUUUCGGGGGCUGGAAUCUACCUGCACGCACGGCCACCAUUUUUGACGGUGGAGAUAUCCCCUUUGAAGCUACCAAUCUUGACCAGGUUGGGAGGGCUAUCGCCAAGUGUCUGACGAAGCCUGAUCUUACCAAGAAUCAAUAUGUCUAUGUAAAUAGCUUCACCAUCACGCAGAAUCAGGUUUUGAUGUCACUUGAAACAAUCACCAAUCAGAAAUUCGUUUUAUCCCACGGCACCGUUGAUGGUCUGUGGACGGAUGGAGCGACCAAGUGGAAGGAAGGACAGCCGAUGGGCGUGCUGACCAUGAUUGCUGGGGCUGUCUAUGGAAAGGGGAAUCUGGCGCAGUUUUCAGUCAGAAAUGGAUUGUGGAAUGACAAGUUGGGCUUGCCGCAGGAGGAUCUGGAUGGUUUUCUGAGACGGUAUAUCACAGGGAGUGUCUAGAUGUAGUUAUAUCCAUUGAGCUAUAUUAGGCCAAUGCACUAUGGUCAUUUCACGGCUAGGAUUCUCCAUAAUGUUGAGUACAGGUUGUCUUAUACCUACAGGCUAGCCUUGAGCAUACCUCUAGAGAACCCAUCGCAAGCCAACAGCCGGCCAGCCUCUGCGUUCUGUGCUGCAAUCUUCUCCGGCGCUGAUUUACCCAGACGCUGGAUCUCUCUCCUCCCCAGCUGCUGCAAAUGUACUUCAUCCGGCCCAUCGACAAUGCGAAUCGUCCUUGCCGAUGCCCACAGACCCGGUAGGGGCGUGUCCUGGCA
Molecule: messenger RNA, 1273 nt
Organism: Aspergillus wentii DTO 134E9
Lineage: Eukaryota; Fungi; Ascomycota; Eurotiomycetes; Eurotiales; Aspergillaceae
Product: aromatic alcohol reductase
Exons: 1
Coding region: 48-962 (304 amino acids)
Molecular function (GO): oxidoreductase activity
Source: RefSeq, a predicted model, not a curated record